Linum tenue is the source of this 924-nucleotide messenger RNA. NCBI's taxonomy places the organism in Eukaryota, Viridiplantae, Streptophyta, Magnoliopsida, Malpighiales, Linaceae. The record is from the annotation of a GenBank genome assembly.
AUGCCGGCCACAGCUGGACGCGUUCGCAUGCCCGCUAACAACAGGGUGCACAGUAGUGCCGCCCUUCAGACUCACGGCAUAUGGCAGAGCGCCAUCGGUUAUGACCCUUACGCCCCCAACAAGGAUGAGUCGAAACCUUCAGCACAGCAGGCAGCAUCGUCCGCAUCUGCUGCCGAACCUGAGGGUGAAAAUGCUUAUGCUAGCUUCCAGGGUCUCCUGGCACUUGCACGUAUCACCGGUGGCUCAAGUGCAGCCGAUGAGGUCCGCGGUUCUUGCAAGAGAUGUGGACGUGUUGGACACCUCUCGUAUCAAUGUCGAAACUUCCUCAGUACGAAAGAAAGUAGUGGCAAGGACAAAGACGGUCUACUUCAAGCUGCUGCGCUCUCGGGACUGGACAAAUUAAAGGGCAGUAAUGGCAAAGGUAAAGAGGAAGAUAGUGACGAAGAAGACGAGGAGAGCGAGACCUCGGACUCUGAUGUGAAUCCGGAGAUUGAGAGGAUCAUUGCUGAAAGGCAGGGUAAGAAGAGCAGCAUGAAGGUGAAGUCCUCUAAGAAGAAGAUGUCGGAUUCUGAUGAAGAUGCUUCGGAUUCCGAUUCAGAGAAGAGGAGCAAGAGAGGGAGGUCGAAGAAGAGGAGGAGCAAGAAGAGAGUGAGCAGCAGCAGCGACUCGGAGGAUGAAGGCAAGGGGAGGAGACGGAGGAAGGAAAAGAGGAGGAAGAGAGACGAUGAUUCAUCCGAAGAUGAGGAAGAGCGGCGCCAUCGAAAGAGGAAGAGCCGGAAGGAGAAGAGGAGGAGGAGGAGCCACCAUCAUCACUCCGACGAUUCUGAUUCGGAGGCUAGCGAGUCUGCUGAUGAUGCUAGGGUUGGAAGGAGGACAAAGAGGUCUGAGAAGAAGAGUAGGAAACGUCGUCAUGAAAGGGAGUAG